UUUCUUCUGUCAGGAGCUGCGUAAGUGACCAGUGUCUAUUUAAAACAAUAUUCGGAAAUAUAAUUUCAUUUCUUCAAGAACAAACAACUAUUAACGAACAAAAAUGUUCUCUACACUACUUCUGUGUGCGUGCGUUGGAGCAGCUGUUUCACAAACCGUACCAUGUGGCGCUCCAACUGUUCAGCCUAUAACCAAUCGUAUAGUCGGAGGACAAAUUGCUAAACCAGGAUCUUGGCCUUGGACAGUACUGCUGGUCGAUGAUCUCGGUUUCAUUGCAGGAAGUGGUGCCGUUAUUCACCCUAAUGUCAUUCUAACCUCCGCCCAGCAUUUUGAAGGUCCAGGGUUUUCUCUUUAUGACCUUGACCUCCAUUUCUGGAGAGCAUACGCUGGAGAAUACAACAUAUCAACAACAGAUCCACACGAGAAGUACUACCAUGUUAAACGUGUUGUCCUCCACCCCGGUUACAACUACUCAUCCCUGGAAAACGAUAUUGCACUUGUUAUUACAACACAACCUAUUGUGUUUAAUGAUCACACGCGUCCAGCCUGUCUCCCUGAUGCCAGUCACACAUACACAGUUGGUGAAGUAUGUUACUUACCUGGAUGGGGAAGCACAGCAUCUACAGGAAACGAAGAAGUGUUAAAUCAAGUAGAUCUGCCCAUCCUUGAUGACAGCGUGUGUUUGAGUGAGUUCCCCGAUUACCUUAGCAACACGGAGCUGUGCGCUGGAUACAAAAACCAAGGCAAGGACUGGUGUGCAGAUGAUAUUGGAAGUCCACUUAUGUGCAAGGACCAGGGUGGAGCAUGGUACAUACAAGGUAUUGCAUCAUCUGGUGGAGACUGCACGAAGGCCGAUCAGCCGAGCGUGUUCGAAGAUGUUCCUAUGUAUUCGGAUUGGGUCAAGAAAACAAUGGAGGAUGCAAACUACGCAUACCAGUAUUAGUGUUAGUUCUUCACACCAAGUGUUUCCACACUUUAUAUUAAAGCUAGUUAAUGCAA
Messenger RNA from Mercenaria mercenaria, 999 nucleotides. RefSeq names its product plasma kallikrein-like. Lineage: Eukaryota; Metazoa; Mollusca; Bivalvia; Venerida; Veneridae. Gene Ontology annotation, molecular function: serine-type endopeptidase activity. The transcript has 9 exons. Bases 104 to 943 code for a protein of 279 amino acids. Gene Ontology annotation, biological process: proteolysis. The record is from RefSeq and is a predicted model, not a curated record.